Messenger RNA from Boeremia exigua, 2037 nucleotides. RefSeq lists its product as uncharacterized. The transcript is spliced from 6 exons. The coding region runs from base 1 to 2037 and encodes 678 amino acids. The record is from RefSeq and is a predicted model, not a curated record. Lineage: Eukaryota; Fungi; Ascomycota; Dothideomycetes; Pleosporales; Didymellaceae.
AUGGCGCUGGCGGUAAAUGCGCUCAGCAUGUCAAACACCAUACUGGUCUUGGCCAGAGACACGGCAUCAAGCAUUUCGGCCACAUCUGGAUUCAAGGGCUAUGGCAUUCCUUACGAACUCGUUAUUGUCCCUCAAGCUGGCAUCAGUCUUCCGGUUCUCAACGGUUCCUCAAGUCAAGGCAGUUACGGAGGCUUCGUAGUGCUCGGCGAAGUUUCCUAUGAUUAUGGUGGCAGCUGGAGGAGUGCUCUGUCGCCUGAACAGUGGCAGCAACUCUACGACUACCAGAACACUUUUGGUGCGCGCAUGGUCCGACUCGACGUAUAUCCUGGUCCAGAUUUCGGUGCUGCCACAGCGAUCGAUGGAGCUGGCUGUUGUAAUGCUGGUGUAGAGCAGCUUGUCAGCAUUAGCAACGCUACCAGCUUCCCUACCGCUAAUCUGAAAGAAGGGGCCACCAUCAGCACACAGGGCUUGUGGCAUUAUCCCGCAAAAAUCACCGACUCCAGCAAAGCCAUAGAGGUUGCUCAAUUUUCACCAGGUGGAUCCUUUACGACGGCGACAACUGCAGCUGUCAUUAACAGUUUUGGUCGGCGUCAGCAGAUGGUGUGGUUUACCAGUUGGGCUACUGAUUGGUCGCCGACAUCAAAUUUUCUUCAACAUGCUUUCAUUCAUUGGGUUACACGCGGUAUCUUCGUGGGUCACCGUCGUCUCUACCUGAGCACUCAGAUCGAUGAUGUGCACCUAGGUUCAGAACUUUAUCAACCCGCCGGCACGACUUUCAGAAUCCGUCCUGGUGAUCUCCAAGCCCAUGUGUCAUGGACGCAGGAUAUCAAUUCCCGGAUGCCGAGUGGAUCGGACUAUUUCAUCGAACUUGCCCACAAUGGGAAUGGUGACAUCGAGGCUGCUAUAAACGCCGAGGCUAAUGCCAACACCAAACUCUGCAACCCUGAUAGUGCCAUUGAUUAUCCAGAGCAGAUCGAUACGUCACUGGAAUUUCAGAAACCGCUUGGGACUGGUACGAAUAUCUGGCCAGCUAGUCCGAACAAGUACAGCUGGAGUCUGGCAUGCGCAAAACUCGACCCUCUUGCAUCCUGGAUUAUGACCCCAAGCAACAGAGACGCAUUUGCACAUGUUUCUCACACAUUCACGCAUGCGGCUCUGAAUAAUGCUACGUAUUCUGAUGUAUCCAAGGAGAUAUCAUUCAAUAUUGCUUGGUCACAGCAGGUCAGCCUGUCGGCCGGAAAACGCUAUUCCGGAAAGGGCCUAGUCCCGCCAGCAAUCACUGGACUGCACAAUGGUGAUGCGAUCAAGGCAUGGAUGGACAACGGCAUCACGAGUGUUGUCGGCGAUAAUACCCGCCCACCUCUGAUGAAUACUGAGAACGAAUUCUGGCCAUUGAUCAGUAACGUCCCUUCGAAUGGUUACGCAGGGUUACUGAUUAUUCCCCGCUGGGCUACCACAAUCUACUACAACUGUGAUCUAGCCGAAUGCACCACGCAGGAAUGGAUCAACACCUCAGGAGGAAGCGGAGACUUCAAUACUCUUCUCGAGAACGCACGUGUAACAAACACGCGCCAUCUGCUCGGAUUGCAUCAAGACCCUUUCAUGUUUCAUCAGGCUAACAUGCGCCAAAUGGAUGUUCCUAACUUUACUGUGGGGCCCAAAUCCGGGAAAAUGUCAUUGUUGAUGAUCUGGACGGAGGUGAUUGUUCAGGAAAUGACGCGCCUGACAAGUUGGCCGAUCACUACACUCAAGCACGAUGACAUUGCGACGCUGUUCAAAAACCGCAUGGCCCGCGACCAAUGCCGACCAAGCUUGUCAUACACCCUGUCCGAUGAUGCUAGCUCGAUCGUCGGAGUUACGGUCGGUUCAAACAGUAACACCUGCAGUGUGCCUAUCCCAGUGACCUUCCCCGGGUCAGCAUCGACUACCGCAGGUGGAACCACCAGCGAGAAGAUCGGCAGUGACCCACUUACCAUCUGGACUCCACUCAGUGGAUCCCCGGUUUCAUUCCAACUUGGAACGCCGGUGCGCAUUUAA